CCCCCCCCCCCCUCCCCGCCGCGGCGGGGGCAAUGCCUCCCGCAUACGUGAUGAAGCGGGCGGCCGGGCUGGGCUCCGCCGGCAGCAGCCGUGAGCCGUGAGCCCGGGCGCCUCCGCACUGCAGCCCCCUCCCACCGGCGCGGGGGGCGGCGCGGGGACGCGGCUGCUGCGGAGCGAGAGCUCCAGCUCCGGCGGCAGCGAGCGGCCGCGGCACCGGCGCCAUGCUGAACAACCUGACCGACUGCGAGGACGGCGACGGCGGCGCCAGCCAAGGCGAUGGCAAUCCCAAGGAGAGCAGCCCCUUCAUUAACAGCACGGACCUGGAGAAGGGCAAGGAGUACGAUGGCAAGAACAUGGCCCUCUUCGAGGAGGAGAUGGACACAAGCCCUAUGGUCUCAUCCCUGCUGAGUGGACUGGCCAAUUACACCAACCUGCCACAGGGCAGCCGGGAGCACGAGGAGGCUGAGAACAAUGAUGGAGGCAAGAAGAAGCCAGUGCAGGCCCCACGGAUGGGCACCUUCAUGGGUGUCUACCUGCCCUGCCUUCAGAACAUCUUUGGAGUCAUCCUCUUCCUGCGUCUCACCUGGGUGGUGGGGAUUGCUGGCAUCAUGGAGUCAUUCUGCAUGGUCUUCCUCUGCUGCUCCUGCACGAUGCUGACGGCCAUUUCCAUGAGUGCCAUCGCCACCAACGGUGUGGUGCCAGCGGGUGGCUCCUACUACAUGAUCUCACGCUCCCUGGGACCUGAGUUUGGUGGGGCCGUGGGGCUCUGCUUCUACCUGGGCACCACCUUUGCCGGUGCCAUGUACAUCCUGGGCACCAUCGAAAUCCUGCUGGCCUACAUCUUCCCGGCUAUGGCCAUCUUCAAGGCAGAGGAUGCCAGCGGGGAGGCAGCCGCGAUGCUCAACAACAUGCGUGUGUACGGCACCUGUGUGCUGACCUGCAUGGCCACCGUCGUGUUCGUGGGUGUCAAGUAUGUCAACAAAUUUGCCCUGGUCUUUCUGGGCUGUGUCAUCCUCUCGAUCCUUGCCAUCUAUGCCGGUGUCAUCAAAUCUGCCUUUGACCCACCAAGCUUCCCGAUCUGCCUCCUGGGCAACAGGACCCUCUCACGCCACGGCUUCGACCUCUGCACCAAGAUGGUGGUGGAGGGGAAUGAGACUGUUGGCUCCAAGCUCUGGGAGCUUUUCUGCACCUCCCGCUUCCUCAAUGCAACCUGUGAUGAGUACUUCACCAUGAACAACGUCACUGAGAUCGAGGGCAUCCCCGGCGCUGCCAGCGGCCUCAUCCAAGAGAACCUCUGGAGCUCAUACCUGACCAAGGGCGUGAUCGUGGAGAAGCGGGGGCUGCCCUCAGUGAGCUCCCCCGACACCCCAGUGGACAUGGACCAGCCCUACGUCUUCAGCGACAUGACGUCCUACUUCACCCUGCUCGUCGGCAUCUACUUCCCCUCAGUCACAGGCAUCAUGGCUGGGUCCAACCGCUCUGGAGACCUGCGGGAUGCCCAGAAGUCCAUCCCCACGGGCACCAUCCUGGCCAUUGCCACCACCUCUGCGGUCUAUAUCAGCUCUGUUGUUCUCUUUGGAGCAUGCAUCGAGGGCGUCGUCCUGCGUGACAAGUUUGGUGAGGCUGUCAACGGGAACCUGGUGGUUGGCACCCUGGCGUGGCCGUCCCCGUGGGUCAUUGUCAUUGGCUCGUUCUUCUCCACCUGUGGGGCUGGGUUGCAGAGUCUCACCGGAGCCCCCCGCCUCCUGCAGGCCAUCUCCAGGGAUGGGAUCGUACCCUUCCUCAGGGUCUUUGGCCAUGGCAAAGCUAACGGGGAGCCAACAUGGGCCCUGCUGCUCACAGCCUGCAUCUGCGAGAUCGGGAUCCUGAUCGCCUCCCUGGACGAGGUGGCUCCCAUCCUCUCCAUGUUCUUCCUCAUGUGCUACAUGUUUGUCAACCUGGCGUGUGCGGUGCAAACGCUGCUGCGGACGCCCAACUGGCGGCCCCGCUUCCGCUACUACCACUGGACCCUGUCCUUCCUGGGCAUGAGCCUGUGCCUGGCGCUGAUGUUCAUCUGUUCCUGGUACUACGCACUGGUGGCCAUGCUGAUUGCUGGCCUCAUCUACAAAUACAUCGAGUACCGCGGGGCGGAGAAGGAGUGGGGUGAUGGGAUCCGGGGCCUGUCCCUGAGCGCAGCCCGCUAUGCCCUGCUGCGGUUGGAGGAAGGGCCCCCACACACCAAAAACUGGAGGCCGCAGCUGCUGGUCCUGGUCCGUGGGGAUCAGGAGCAGAAUGUGGUACACCCGCAGCUCCUGUCCUUCACGUCGCAGCUCAAGGCUGGGAAGGGCCUCACUAUCGUGGCCUCUGUGUUAGAAGGGACCUUCCUGGACAACCAUCCUCAGGCGCAGAGAGCGGAGGAGUCCAUCCGGCGCCUGAUGGAAGCAGAGAAGGUGAAGGGCUUUUGUCAGGUGGUGAUCUCCUCUAACCUGCGGGAUGGCAUGUCCCACCUCAUCCAGUCCAGCGGGCUGGGGGGACUGCAGCACAACACAGUGCUGGUGGGCUGGCCCCGCAGCUGGCGCCAGAAGGAGGACCACCAGACCUGGAGGAACUUCAUUGAGUUGGUGCGAGAGACCACAGCUGGGCAUCUGGCCUUGCUGGUGGCCAAGAAUGUUGCCAUGUUUCCGGGCAACCAGGAGCGGUUCUCGGAGGGCCACAUCGACGUCUGGUGGAUUGUCCACGAUGGGGGGAUGCUGAUGCUGCUGCCCUUCCUCCUGCGGCAGCACAAGGUGUGGCGUAAGUGCAAGAUGCGCAUCUUCACGGUGGCACAGAUGGAUGACAACAGCAUCCAGAUGAAGAAGGACCUGACCACGUUCCUGUACCACCUGCGCAUCACCGCAGAGGUGGAGGUGGUGGAGAUGCACGAGAGUGACAUCUCUGCUUACACCUAUGAGAAGACGCUGGUGAUGGAGCAGCGUUCCCAGAUCCUCAAACAAAUGCACCUCACCAAGAAUGAGCGGGAGCGGGAGAUCCAGAGCAUCACAGAUGAGUCCCGUGGCUCCAUCCGGCGCAAGAACCCGGCCAACACACGCCUGCGCCUGAACGUCCCCGAGGAGCAGGCUGCUGACGGCGAGGAGAAGCCAGAGGAGGAGGUCCAACUAAUCCAUGACAAGAAUGCCACCACCUUCUCCAGCAGCUCUCAGUCUCCUGGUGAUGAGGUGGAGGCAGCGCCUGAGAAGGUGCAUCUCACCUGGACCAAGGAGAAAUCCGUUGCUGAGAAGAACAAGAGCAAGAGCCCUGUCAGCCCUGAGGGCAUCAAAGACUUCUUCAGCAUGAAGCCGGAGUGGGAGAACCUGAACCAGUCCAACGUGCGGAGGAUGCACACGGCUGUGAGGCUCAAUGAGGUGAUUGUGAAGAAGUCCCAGGAUGCCAAGCUGGUCCUGCUGAACAUGCCAGGGCCUCCCCGUAACCGGAAAGGGGAUGAGAACUACAUGGAGUUCCUGGAGGUGCUGACGGAGCAUCUGGACAGAGUGCUCCUGGUGCGUGGUGGGGGCCGGGAGGUCAUCACCAUCUACUCCUGAAAGAUGGCGCGAGAGAGGUUUGUCUGCACACUGAGAGAGCCCCGCCACCCCUUUGCACCGCGCUCCCGGAGGGGAGGAGGGAAGGCCGGAUGGCAGCCGGUGCGCAGAACCUUCUCCUGGCUUUGGCCGUGCCCCUGAUCUCUCCAUUCGAACUGCAGCACCAGAUCUUCCGGGAGCAUCCAGCACCAGAGCAGCUGUUCCUCAUUGCAACACCACAGCACUGCUGUCCUUGUUUAUAUAUAAAUAUAUACAGUGAACCGCGGACUGAGCACCAGAGCUCGGCGCUGCCGCCACCGCCCGCCCUGGCAGGGCCAGCCCCGCCGCCAGCCGCGGCAUUGCCGCUGCAGCCCCUGGCCGGGCAGGAGGGCGGCUGUGCCGAGACGGACCUUGGCCCCACCGUGCUGCUACUCCUGCACAGACUCGGCUGGACGCGCCCGUGCCUCCCUGCGAGGCGCUGCGAGAAGAGAGAGGCCCCAGCACGCUGCUCUCCCCACCUGCAGCAGCGCCCGGGGCUGCCUCCCCCGGCGCUGCACCCCCGCUGCCCCUCACCGCCAUGGGCCCGGACAGCCCCACCUCGCCGCUGCCUCCGCACCGUCGUCUCUGGAGACCGCGGGCUGAGCUUGUGGAGAUGCAGCACGAUGGUUUGGAGGAGGCAGAGGGUGGGGGGCGGCUGUGCGGGGUCAGGUGCUGGAGCGCAGCAAGGCCGGGAGAGCAGGAGCUCUGACCUAGGGUGGCUGGGGGUGCUCCCUGUCCCCCCUGCCUGACUCCGGGCUCUCUCUCCCCUGACGCUGUCCGGGUGCUUGCGCGGGACUCGCGGUGCGGAGCUGCGGUGUCGGGAGCCGCCAGGCGCCCUGCCAUGUGCAGCGUGAGCCGGGGCCUCUCCCCGGCCGCUGGAGCCGCCUGGGUGCUGGGGACCCCCGAGGCACCAGUGCCUGCUCUGGCCUGGCGCAGGGGUGUCCCGGACCCCCACCCUGCUCCCCCGCCGCACUAAACUGGGGGCUCUCAGGGCCCAGCACCAGCCAGUCCGGCUGGCCCCAGCACCUGCACAUGUGUCUGGGUCCCCCCUGUGCCCUGCUGCACUCCCUGCUGCUCCCCAGGGCUUUGCUGCUAACCCAGCCCUGGCCGCGGCCCCAGGCAGUCGCAGAUGCUGCCGGGGGCUGUAGGACAGUCUGGAUCUGUGUGUAUUUUUAACAUAUGCAAAGGCUGUUUGCUGAUCUGACCAGCAAGACGUCACAGGGAGGGGGGGGGGGCUGUAGGGGUCCCACUGCCCUCCCAGCAUCUUGACACUCCCUCACCCGGCUGGCCAGGGCAGCCCCGGCUCUAGCCACGCCACAGCCGUCAGCCCCCCGGGGCAGAUCAAACACCUCUUACCUUUGGCAGCAGCUGCAGGGUCGCCCCCGCCGCCGUCCCCCCCCCCCGCCCCCCCCCAGCAUCUCUCACAGAAGAGAAACUGAGGCGCUUUUAACAAAUGUGAACGGUUCCAGGAACCACGCAGGAAGCGGUGCGAGGGCAGCAGGGUGCCGCUGGCGCCCGCCCCAGCCCCAUGUACAUAGUGUACAUAAUACAGUACGUGUAUUUUUAAAGUGAUCAUAUUUAUGUUAAUAGAACCAGAUGAAGUCUAUAUAUAGAGAUCUAUAUCUAUUCUGAGAGAUGCAGGGCUCUGCUAGCACCAGGCCGCAGGGACGGGGAGCUGAGCCGGGCUGCUCCUGCACAAACCAGGAGCCCAUCCGUCGCACUGAGCGCUCCAGAGUGGUGGUGGAGGCUGCAGCCUUCCCCGGCCACCAGCAGCCCCUGGGAAAGGGCCAGGUCGCAGGUUUAUUCUCUUCUCAAUUUAGCUUCUUAAGAGUUUUCAGGGAAAAGAAGUCACUUUUCUGAACUUGUUUCACAGCAGAUUUGAGCUUCCACUCAAAGUGCAGCCUGCUAAGAGUUGCCCUCUCCUGGCAGCGCUGGCGGCUUUGUGCCAGCCUGGGCCCUGGGGCAGUACUUUGUCCCUGGCCAGAGCUGGGCCCCUGUGCUGAAGCACUCGCCCCCUCAGCCCCUUCAGACGCUCCCCAGUGCUGCUCUGCACUGCAGCAGGGGCAGGGGGAGCGGGUGCUGCUACAGCAUCCCCUGGGUGUCCAUCCAGGCAGCAGCUGUCUCCUGCCUGGCACGGGCAGCCCUGACUGCUCCCAGCUCCCUGCCCACCCCACCCCCUGCCAACCUUGGCUCCUGCUUCCCUGAGAACAGGAAACCCCCCUGCACCGGCCACUCCAGCCCCUGCUCCCUUUCAGAGCUCCUUUACUCCAGGUCCAGGCCAAAGCUAUUUGGGGAUGCUUGGAUAAAGAGCAGUGGGUUUUUUGAUGUUGGAUUUUUUUUUGUUGUUGUUGUAAGAUACUACUCGGACACACUCCUAGACCAAAACCAAGCCCCAGCUGCACAUCUGUGCCUGCUCAUACCUUGCUCCUACAUUUCCAUCACUCCCGAAGUGCCUCCCUUCUCUCCAGGAGCAGUCCCAGUCACAGCCAGACUUUCUGCCAGGGUAGCUCGGCGGCCUGUGUGGCUGCAGGUCUGUGUCACAGACGCUGCUGUGGAAGCAGGUCCCACAGGCAUGGGGAGCUCAGCAUUUACAGGGGGACUGUCAGGCUGAGCUGAGACCUGGCUUCAGCACAGGAGCUCAGGGCUGAUGAGUGCUGCAGAUGCACAGGGUAGCACUUUCCGGUCCUGCUGCUGCCUCAGCAGCCCAGGAGCUGUGAGAAGAGCAGGUAGGGGUCUGCAAGUGUAAAGUUCCUUUAGUUUUGGGAAGGGCAGCCCAUGGGAACCAGCAUUUGCCAGUGUUAAGCUGCUCUGCCCCUUGGAGCUGGCCUUAUAUCACCACACACAAGCUCACGGGCUGUUUCCAGCCUCCCAAAAUUAUUUGAGGCACUUCAGCAGCAGCGGGGGAGGCACAGCAGCCUGCCCACACAGCUCAUGUGUUAGCACCAUGUUGUUGGGCCUCGAGCACUUGCCAGCUGCUCUGCCUCUUCACAAGAUGCCACUCACUCCCUGCAGUUGCCCUCUAAUUGCAGCUUGGCUGCGCCUGAGGCAGUGAGCAUGGUCCCCUCCUGCUCUGGCACGUGGUGCAGGGCAGAGGGCAGGGACAGGUUAUGCACAGCCUCUGCUGAGCCUGCAGACAGCACCCACCCUCACAGCGUCAGGUGAGAGGCUCCUCUGUUGGCUGCGGGUACAGGGCAUGCAGGAAUGACAUUUGCAGAGCAGUGGUGAGAGCAGCCAGGGCACACUUCUGACAGGUUCGCUUCAUCCCCCCAGCAUCACCAGUGGAUCCCAUUCCCCUCAGCAUCACUUCCACCCUGACGGCAAAGCCACGGUCCCGGCUCCCCCAGGGAGUAGGAAGGCCAUUCCUUUCCAUCACUACUGCUGAAAAAAGGCAUUGUCCUUCCCCAUCCUUCAGCAGGAGCAGGGGCACAGCUCUGGACAGAGUCAGGGCUGCUCCCACACCCCUGCCAGGCAGUUUGGCUGUGGCAAGACAGGAGCUGGUUUCCACAGUGUGUCCCCUCGCCGUCGGCUGGAGAGGGCCAGUUUUAGCAGACAGCACUGCAUGUUAGUUUACAAACCCAGCCCUGCACGUUUGGCCUCUGUGAGUGUUCAGUUUCCCCAUGGAGCACCCUUCUGCCGCUCCACCGUGGUGAAGACAGUGUCCUCCUCUGGUACACAUGCAAGUUCCUCCUUGGCACAUGCGCAGACACAGUCCGGUUUUUGUUCCAGACAGGAAGGUCUUGACCCCCCAGUUUGUUUUACAGGCAGGCUGCUGCUGGAGCAGCACUGAGCAGCACAACCCACGGGAGGGUGGGCUGGAGCGUGGCCACAGCUGGCAGGGAGUGCUGGGCCAGCACACAGCGCUGGUGGCACGUGCUCCAGUCCCUCCUGCAAGAGGGCCAAGCAGUCCUGGCCUCUGAGCGGCAGUGGGCAGCUCAGGUCACUGUGGAGGGCAGCUCAGGUUGCUGUGGCCACCACGCAACACGGGCAGCAAGCCACAGGGCAGCAGGGACGGGAGGCACAGGCAACAUCCAGCCUGGGCAGGUGCUGGUCUGUGGCUGGACGAGGACAAGAGACUGCACAAGGGCAAGAGUUGCACUAGAAGAGUCAAGACCCUCCUCUGUGUAGCAGGACUAAAAACUAGCAGAAAGACUGAAAGGUCUGAGAUCUGCUGGUUACAACACUUUCUGUGCUACAUGUGCAAUAUAUUUGUUAUGAAUGUUAUCACAAAGUCGGUUCAUUCAAUAAUCUUUUAAUCACUGUAGCUAGAUGUUCUCUGUCCAUUCAAGUGACUUUUAUUCGAGUGCAAUAUUUCAAUAGACAUGUAGUGACCUAGAAUGCUUUGUGUUUUAGAGAAUCUAUGUGCAGAGCAAUGCAAUUAAGUUUAAAACCUUGUAAAUAAAACAGGUUGCAAACCAAAAAAAAAAAAACCCUAAUAGGCUUGCAUUUAAUUUCUGUGUGUGUUUCAGUGUUGUGCAUUAGGCCGCCUCGGUGCAGACCCUGUGUUCUCUGUGCAGGUGUUCAUGGAGGAGUGGCUCCUCAGCUGUUGAAUGCUCCCUGUUACUGCUUUACUGCUUUACCUGUAUUCAUUUUUCUAGACUCCUGUCUGCACAAAAUGCAAUAAAUGAUUUUAUUACACCCUUCA
Vidua macroura (Pin-tailed whydah) is the source of this 8214-nucleotide messenger RNA. RefSeq names its product solute carrier family 12 member 5 (gene SLC12A5). Gene Ontology annotation, molecular function: potassium:chloride symporter activity. The record is from RefSeq and is a predicted model, not a curated record. Gene Ontology annotation, cellular component: membrane. The coding region runs from base 222 to 3557 and encodes 1111 amino acids. NCBI's taxonomy places the organism in Eukaryota, Metazoa, Chordata, Aves, Passeriformes, Viduidae. Gene Ontology annotation, biological process: chloride transmembrane transport; cell volume homeostasis; potassium ion homeostasis. The transcript is spliced from 26 exons.